CUAGGAUGAGGAGGCGAUACACACCCAACGUGCAGAUGGCGGGGAUGCGGUGGGUGGAGACCGUCUUCAAUAAGAGGGAGUGUAUCAAGUUUAUUCCCAGCAGCAAAGACAAUGCAAGGUGUGUUUGUGGCCAGCUGUGGCAGUGUCACCGUGAUGGGUCACCGGCAACUCUCCGUCAUGGGGAGGACAUUCACUGGAGUCCCUCCAGACAUACCCAGCUUCUCCCAACAGAUGCAUAUGGCACUCUUGAGUUUCAGGGUGGUGCACAUCCCACCAAGGCACAGUAUGUUAGAUUGGCUCACGACACAAGACCAGAGCACAUCCUGCAGCUUCUGACGGGAGAGUGGGGUCUGGACCUUCCAAAGCUACUCAUUACUGUACAAGGUGGCAAAACAAAUUUUGAUCUCCAGCCUAAACUCAAAAAAGUGAUCAGGAAAGGCUUAUUGAAGGCUGCCAAAACAACGGGUGCUUGGGUCUUCACUGCCGGAACGAAUACAGGUGUUACCAGACAAGUUGGAGAAUCACUUGUGUCCGAGAGCCCACUCAGAGUCCGUAGUGGUCGUGUCGUCAGUGUUGGAAUCGCUCCAUGGGGCAUUGUUGAGAGGCGACAGGAUUUGAUUGGGUGCAGUAAAGAUGUCCCUUAUCACCCUAUUAAUUCUCCAAAAUCAAAAUUUGUUGCUCUGAAUAGUCAUCACACAUUCUUCCUACUAGUUGACAAUGGAACAGUGGGCAAGUAUGGGCCUGAGUUGAUCCUUCGUCGCAAAUUAGAGAAUUACAUUUCAAAGCAACAUAUUAAAACCCGUGGUGGAUUGGCAACCCCAGUUGUGUGUGUAGUAAUAGAAGGAGGACCUCAGACUAUUAGACAAGUACUAGAGUAUGUCACUGACUCCCCUCCAGUCCCUGUUAUUGUUUGUGAUGGAACGGGACGUGCAGCUGAUAUCCUGGCAUUUGUCCAUAAAUAUGCGUGUUCAGGGUUGAACAUGAUUGAGGCAAACCGUGACACCAUUAUCCUAGCACUUGAGCGGGUGUUUGAACUCAGACCAGUGCAGGCAGAAAAACUCUUUGCUGAAGUUUUGCAGUGUGUGCGCAAGAGAGAUCUUAUUACCAUCUUCCGGCUGAAGGAGGGUUCUGAGUUAGAUCAGAGCAUAUUGUCUGCACUACUGCAUGCUCAGAGACUCAACCCACCUGAGCAGCUCUCUCUAGCUCUGACUUGGAAUAGAGUGGAUAUUGCUAGAACCCACGUCUUUAAUGAAGAAGUAGAAUGGUCACAAGGGGCCCUGGAACAAGCAAUGAUGGAUGCUUUAGUGAAUGAUCGAAUAGAGUUUGUUAAGCUCCUUCUUGAACAGGGCGUCACAAUGAAUAAGUUCCUAACCAUUCAGAGACUAGAAGAACUAUAUAACUCAAAAUGUGGACCAUCCAACACAUUACGGUAUAUAAUCCGUGACGUAAAAAAGAACAUACCUCGUGAUUACCGAUAUACCCUCAUAGACAUUGGCCUUGUUGUCAACAAAUUAAUGGGAGGUGCAUACAGAUCGUACUACACACGUAAGAAAUUUCGCACGACGUACGAAAACACCAUGAUGAGGUCCCCGCACCUUCACCGUAACAACAGUAGCAUUUUUCAGGCUAGUAAGAGUCUUCUCCAGAAACACCCCAACACGUCUCCUAAGUCAUACAUUUGUGAAGAUUUGUAUUGCAAGUUUGAGUUUGACUAUCCCUUCAGUGAACUACUGGUGUGGGCCGUGUUAACCAAGAGGCAGGGCAUGGCAAUGCUGAUGUGGCAGCGUGGUGAGGAGGCAGUUGCUAAAGCCUUAGUGGCGGCCAAGCUGUACAAGGCUCUGGCACAUGAAGCUGCAGAUGAUGACCUGGAGACAGAAGUUUAUGAAGAACUUAAGGGAUAUGCCAAAGAGUUUGAGACACUUGCUCUGGAAGUGUUGGAUUACUGCUAUCAACAAGAUGAUGAUAGAACACAUCAGCUGUUAACUUAUGAGUUGAGGAACUGGUCCAAACAGACGUGCCUCUCCCUCGCUGUUGCAGUUAACCAUCGUGCACUAUUAUCACACACAUGUUGUCAAAUAUUGCUAGCAGACCUUUGGCUUGGUGGACUGAGGACAAGGAAAAAUACUAAUAUUAAG
This is a messenger RNA of Homarus americanus (American lobster), 2135 nucleotides long. RefSeq names its product transient receptor potential cation channel trpm-like. Gene Ontology annotation, molecular function: monoatomic cation channel activity. Gene Ontology annotation, cellular component: membrane. The record is from RefSeq and is a predicted model, not a curated record. NCBI's taxonomy places the organism in Eukaryota, Metazoa, Arthropoda, Malacostraca, Decapoda, Nephropidae. Gene Ontology annotation, biological process: monoatomic cation transmembrane transport; protein tetramerization.